AUGAACAGGAGGUGUUCAGACGAGCACUUCAUAGGACGGGUCUCACAUUUUCCACUAGAGCUGCAGUCUGGUAACGCCUCCAUCAUCAUCAAAAACACCGUGGUGCCUGACAGUGGAAACUACACCUGUGAUUUACCUCUGCAGCAAAAACAAACAUUCAGAAUUAAACUUGUUGUUGGUGCAGCUCCAAAGCCACUCGUUCAUGUCCUGAACAUCAGCGAGGACGAGGCGCUGCUGAAGUGUGAGGUCAGAGGUGCUUCUCCAAAGCCUAAAGUAGAGUGGAGGGACGGGGAUGGGAACAUCCUUCCUGCUGAGGAGCAGGUGUCACACACAGAAGAGCGCUAUAACAUCACCCUCCUCACCACGGUGACCAGGACAAACAGCAGCGUCUUCCACUGCGUAGCCACGCAGGAGGAGAUGGGCCAUGUGACAGAGGAUAAGCUCUACGUCGCUUUCUGUGAAAACCUGUUUAAAGGCACAUCUGGACAAGUUAUCACUGGAUUGGCUGUAUGUUUCAUUGGAAUGCUAAGUUUUGCUUUAGUUCUGGCUGUGCUUGUGACUACAAGGACUAUCUCAAUUCACUCAGGCUGCCUUGGGAGUGCAAACAAAUCCUCAGAAGAUCCAUCAGCACCAGAUUCUGAGACAGGCCCAGAAGAAUUAAAAGGUCUAAAUAAAGUGGUUUGUUCCCCAGCUGUUUCACACUGUUCAUUGGCAAAUUACAGAAAAACAUUUUGUUGUUGUCAGUUAGUUAGAAAGUCAAAGUGCUGAACGGGCCAAUCACAAUCAUAGCCCGCCAAAGGGAUGUGAUUGUGAUUGGCCUAUUAAUGAGUUGAGUGAAGUUUGAUGUAUCUGACUGUUUUGUUUCGCUUAAUACGCCUUAUAAUCCAGUUCUUCUUAUGGUCCCAAAAAUACGGUAAUUACAUGCUAUUCUCAUAGAGAGUUGUACUGUUUAAAUGUAAGAAUGUUUGGGGGGGUUUUUUACAUUGCACUUGUAUUGACCUAUUCGCUUUUUCUUGUGCUUGUGCUCAUAACAUUGUGCCUGUCAUGUAAAUUACGCCAUGUAAGUAAUUGUUGUACAGUAAGUCUUUUUAAAGGCGCUGUUCAGCCAGUUGGCUUCUAUGACUUUUCAGAAUGAAAGUGUUUUCUGCUUGGAAAUAUAU
Neolamprologus brichardi is the source of this 1160-nucleotide messenger RNA. Lineage: Eukaryota; Metazoa; Chordata; Actinopteri; Cichliformes; Cichlidae. The record is from RefSeq and is a predicted model, not a curated record.